Messenger RNA from Verticillium alfalfae VaMs.102, 2661 nucleotides. RefSeq names its product chitin synthase. Gene Ontology annotation, cellular component: cell septum; cell periphery. The record is from RefSeq and is a predicted model, not a curated record. The transcript has 3 exons. Bases 1 to 2661 code for a protein of 886 amino acids. Gene Ontology annotation, molecular function: chitin synthase activity. NCBI's taxonomy places the organism in Eukaryota, Fungi, Ascomycota, Sordariomycetes, Glomerellales, Plectosphaerellaceae.
AUGCAGCAAGGCUACCAACUAGACGACCGUCCCUACGGGCGGCCAGAGCAGCUCGACUACCCUCAGACGGGUCCGUCUCCUGGCUCUGUGCCCGGCAGAUAUGGUACUCCGAGCGACCAGCUUCAGCUGAACGCCGCCCAAUCAGUAGACAACCUCAGCAGGAACAGCCCCUUCGCUGACCCCCACCAACGAGGCCCGUACCAGACAGAUUACGCUGUCAACCCCGAGGCUCAUCACGAUGCCUACUACAAUCAGCCCUACGAGCCUACUCCCAUGGAGGGCACUCCGCUUGGCUACGACCCCGGCCAGCCGGGCUACGACCACGACGACCUGCGGCCGAUGCUGCCCCACCAGGACUCCCACGCGAGUGAGCCAUACCAGGACCAGCCCACGCCGCAAGGCGCUGGCGGCGGCAUCAAGAGGUGGAAGACGGUGAAGCAGGUUCUGUUGUACCGGGGCAACCUCGUACUCGACUGUCCUGUCCCCCCCAGACUGCUGAAUCAGCUGCCGCACGGCGAGCGUGAUGAGUUUACGCACAUGCGGUACUCUGCCGCAACGUGUGAUCCCGACCAUUUCUACGACGAGAACUUUACUCUUCGACAGAGACUCUUCUCGAAACCGCGACAUACUGAGCUGUUCAUUGUCGUCACAAUGUACAACGAAGAUGAGAUUCUGUUCGCGCGCUCCAUGAUUGGUGUCUUCAAGAACAUUGAGUACAUGUGCAACCGCAAGGAGAGUAAGACAUGGGGCAAGGACGCCUGGAAGAAGAUUGUCGUCUGCGUCGUCAGCGACGGUCGGUCCAAGAUCAACCCCCGCACUCGCGCGCUCUUGGCCGGUAUGGGCGUGUACCAAGAGGGCAUUGCAAAGCAGCAGGUCAAUGGCAAGGACGUGACGUCUCACAUCUACGAGUACACCACCCAGGUCGGCAUGCGCAUCGAGAAGGGUGUGGUUCAGCUUGUCCCGAAGCAGCAGCCCGUUCAGAUCCUGUUCUGCCUCAAGGAAAAGAACCAGAAGAAGAUCAACUCGCACAGAUGGUUCUUCUCUGCUUUCGGCAGAGUCCUCGACCCCAACAUUUGCGUGCUUCUCGAUGCUGGUACCAAGCCGGGCGGCAACUCGAUCUACCACCUCUGGAAGGCGUUCGACCUCGAGCCCAUGUGCGCUGGUGCAUGUGGUGAGAUCAAAGCCAUGUUGGGUACCGGUGGCAAGAACCUGCUCAACCCCCUGAUCGCCACACAAAACUUUGAGUACAAGAUGAGUAACAUCUUGGACAAACCCUUGGAAUCGGCCUUUGGUUUCAUCUCCGUCUUGCCCGGUGCCUUUUCGGCGUAUCGCUACGUUGCGCUGCAGAACGACAAGAACGGUCAGGGCCCCCUGGAGAAGUACUUCGCUGGCGAAACGCUUCACGGCUCUGAUGCGGGCAUCUUCGAGUCCAACAUGUAUCUGGCCGAGGAUCGUAUUCUCUGCUUCGAGCUAGUGACCAAGCGCAACUGUCACUGGAUUCUGCAGUACGUCAAGUCGGCCACGGGCGAAACCGAUGUUCCGGAUACGGUCACAGAACUGGUUCUGCAACGACGACGAUGGCUCAACGGUUCAUUCUUCGCCGCCAUCUAUGCCAUUGCUCACUUUUACCAAUUCUUCCGCUCAGACCACUCCUUCCUCCGAAAGGUCAUGCUGUUCAUCGAGUUCAUCUUCCUCGUCAUCGACUAUGGUUCUCGCGUGGUUUGCCGUUGGCACUUCUUCCUCGUCUUUAGUAUCCUGACAAAGAGUCUCGGCGGCGAUGAACUCCUCGGUAGGACCGGUGAGAUUCUCGGCGUUGUCUUUACAUGGCUGUACGGCGUUGCGCUCUUCACUUGCUUCGUCCUCAGCAUGGGUAACCGUCCGUCCGGCUCGAGGUGGUACUACACAACCAUGGUGUACUUCUGGGCGAUCAUCAUGGUAUAUCUCAUGUUCGCGGCCAUUUUCAUUGCUGUCAAGGCCAUUAUCGCAGACGUCAACGACGGUACCCCUUUCAGCUUGGAUGAACUGUUUAGAAACCCUGUUUUCUACACGCUGAUCGUCUCCGUCAUGUCGACGUACGGUAUUUGGUUCCUCGCGUCGUUCCUCAUGUUCGAUCCCUGGCACAUGUUCACCUCGUUCGUCCAAUACAUGUUGCUCACGCCAACCUACAUCAACAUCCUCAACGUCUACGCCUUCUGCAACACGCACGAUAUUUCCUGGGGUACCAAGGGCGACGACCAGGCAGAAAAGCUGCCCUCCGUCAGCACGAAGGACGGCUCCGGCAAGACAGACCUGCCUGAUGAGUCGGAUCUCAACGCCCAGUACGAACGCGAGCUCACCGCCUUUGGCUCCAAGCCCAUCAAGGUGGUUCACACCCCGACAGAGGCACAGAGAGCAGAAGCUCAGAUGGACUACUACCGCGGCGUCCGUUCCAUCACGGUCCUCGCCUGGAUGAUUACGAAUUUUGGCCUCGCGGCUGUCGUUCUCAGUGCGGCCGGCCUCGACCGCAUCGACCCAAGGAACAAGACCGCCGAGGAAGAAGACCCGAACGCCAGGGCCAACAUCUACAUGACUGUUGUCCUGUGGUCCGUGGCCGGCCUGUCGGCGUUCAAGUUCAUUGGCGCCAUGUGGUUCCUGGUCGUGCGCAUGUUUAGGGGCGUGUAA